AUGAUGGUCGAUCUGAGCGCGUUUUCGGACGAAAAUUUCGAUCCGAAGAAAUGGAUAAACAGUGCGGUGCAGCAGAGGCACCCGCAGGAUCCGCUCGACAAGCAUUUGGUGGAUCUGGAAAUGAAGCUCCAGAUGGUUUCCGAGGAGAUCGCCGCCUCUUUAGAGGAGCAGAGUGCUGCUUCACUUCUGCGCGUCCCACGCGCCACUCGUGACGUCGUCCGCCUCCGUGAUGACGCUCUUUCACUUCGCUCCUCUGUUGCUUCUAUCCUCCAAUAUCUCAAAAAGGCAGAGGGGUCCUCUGCAGAGUCAAUAGCUACACUUGCCAAAGUUGAUACAGUCAAACGGAGAAUGGAAUCUGCUUACGAGACAUUGCAGGAUGCUGCUGGAUUGACUCAGCUGAGCUCAACUGUUGAGGAUGUCUUUGCCAGUGGUGAUCUUUCCCGAGCUGCUGAAACAUUGGCUAAUAUGAGACACUGCCUGACUGCUGUUGGAGAGGUUGCUGAAUUUGCCAAUAUAAGAAGGCAACUUGAAGUCUUAGAAGAAAGACUAGACUCAAUGGUGCAGCCUCGUUUGACAGAUGCAUUGACCAAUCGCAAGGUUGAUGUUGCCCAAGAAAUGCGGGGAAUACUCAAUCGCAUUGGGAGAUUUAAGUCUUUAGAGCUUUGCUACAUCAAAGUCCAUCUCAAACAGAUAAAGAAGCUCUGGGAAGAUUUUGACCUUAGGCAACAAUCUAGUAAGCUUGCAAAUGAUAAGUAUGAAGUAGAGAGGCUUUCAAGUAGCCAUGAUUCGCAAUCAAAUAUGUCCACAAUUUCGUUCUCCAGUUGGUUGCCGAGUUUCUAUGAUGAAAUGCUGCUGUAUCUGGAACAAGAAUGGAAGUGGUGUUUGGUUGCUUUUCCAGAAGAUCACAGAACACUUGUUCCUAAGUUCUUGAUAGAGACAAUAUCCACCAUUGGUGCAAGUUUUGUAUCCCGAAUCAACCUUGCUACCGGGGAUGUUGUUCCUGAGACCAAAGCAUUGGGCAAAGGUAUAUUAGAUAUCUUAUCCGGGGAUUUAUCAAAAGGUAUCAAAAUUCAGAAUAAGCAUCUAAAGGCUCUGAUAGAACUACACAAAAUAACGGGGAGUUUUGCUAGGAAUGUUCAGCAUCUGUUUUCAGACUCCGAUCUUCAUGUUCUGUUGAACACAUUGAAGGCGAUCUACCUUCCUUAUGAAACUUUUAUACAAAGGUAUGGGCAAAUGGAGCGUGUAGUGCUAUCUGGUGAGAUUGCAGGACUUGAUCUUAGAGGAGUUACUACUCGCAUUAUUGGUGUACAGGGAGUCGAACUCAGUGAGACAGUUCGAAGGAUGGAAGAGUCCAUCCCUCAAGUCAUUCUACUACUUGAAGCAGCUGUUGAGAGAUGCAUUAACUUCACUGGUGGUUCUGAGGCCGAUGAGCUAAUUCUCGUUCUCGAUGACAUGUUGCUACAAUACAUUUCCACUCUUCAGGGUAACCUAAAAUCACUCAGAUUAGUAACUGGAGUGGAUGUGUCAUCUGAAGGUGCUGGUGCAAAGAAGGAAACAGGAUCAGAUAGAAAAGAAGGAGCUUCACAUGCUCGUAAAGUUGAUUUUAUGUCAAACGAGGAGGAGUGGUCAUUUGUUCAGGGUGCUUUACAAAUUCUCACGGUUGCAGAUUGUUUAACAAGCCGAUCUUCAGUCUUUGAAGCUUCGUUGAGGUCAACUCUCUCUAGAUUGAGCACUAAUUUGUCUCUUUCCGUAUUUGGUACAAGUAUUGAUCAACACCAAUUAAAUGUGGCUGCUGCUGAUGGAAGUGGGGAAUUGUCCAUGGCUGGAAAAGCUGCCUUGGAUGUGGCAGCUGUUAGGCUUGUCGAUGUUCCUGAGAAGGCUCGGAAACUUUUAAACCUAUUGGAGCAGUCAAAAGAUCCUCGGUUUCAUGCACUUCCAAUCGCAUCUCAAAGAGUAGCAGCUUUUGCAGAGGCGGUCAACGAGCUAGUUUAUGAUGUGCUUAUAUUAAAAGUGAGGCAGCAUUUUAGUGAUCUGUCUCACCUGCCCAUAUGGUCUUCAGUUGAACAACAAAGUUCUUAUCACCUUCCUAGCUUCAGUGCAUACCCCCAGUCUUACGUGACCAAUGUUGGUGAGUAUCUUCUAACUUUGCCCCAACAACUGGAGCCGCUUGCUGAGGGUAUUUCUAGCAGUGAUGCCAAUGCCGAGGAGGCACAAUUCUUCGCAACAGAAUGGAUGUUCAAGGUGGCUGAGGGAGCUACCGCACUAUACAUUGAGCAAUUACGUGGGAUUCAGUAUAUAACAGAUCGUGGAGCACAACAGCUGUCUGUUGAUAUUGAAUACUUGAGCAAUGUUCUUUCUGCCCUAUCAAUGACGAUUCCCCCAACUCUUGCAACAUUCCACACUUGCUUUUCAACGCCAAGAGAUCAGCUCAAGGAACUCGUAAAAUCAGAUUCAGGAAAUCAGCUAGAUCUCCCGACUGCUAACCUCGUCUGCAGGAUGCGGCGUGUGAGUCUGGAAUAG
This is a messenger RNA of Fraxinus pennsylvanica, 2520 nucleotides long. The record is from the annotation of a GenBank genome assembly. NCBI's taxonomy places the organism in Eukaryota, Viridiplantae, Streptophyta, Magnoliopsida, Lamiales, Oleaceae.